UCUUUACCCAAAAAAACAGAAAGAAGACCCUCAUGAUUUCUCCACUUCCAUUGCUCUGUAUUUCAUAUAUUCGGAUCACCACAUGACCUUUUCCCACUGUUCAAACUUCCCCAAACAAUCCUUCUUUCUCUCUCCUCCAGCGAUCAACAACUCUUGCCAGCUUGAGAAAGAAUUACUAUUUCCCUUUUUUUGUUUUCUCUGUUUUUGUGGGUCUCUAUCAUUUGUGGGUUUUUGGUAUUUUCUGUUUGUUGGGUGGAGAGAGAGAGAGAUAAAGGUUAGUUUUCUUUCUCAGGAAUCGUUGACAGGGGAGGUUCUCUCUUUUGUAAAGUUCUUGUUUGUGUUUUUAUCUUUGACGGGUUUCUCUUGCCCGUUGUGGUUCUGGGUUUUUGUUUUAUCCUUUUGGUGGGCUGUGUGGAUUUGUUGGGUUUUACCAUCUCGGUGAGGUCGGCCUUGGAGGGAACUCGUUCUUGUUACAAACUGUUCAUGAAUUGUUGAUGUCUUUGGCUGUUGGAGCUGUUUCUAGUUCCAAGAAGAUGGGUUUUGAUGAAAACAAAGAUGGUGAGGGGAAGAGACGUGUAACAGAUGCUUCUCUACCACCUCCAUCUCCAACGCCGACUGAAGCGGCUCUGAGAGGAGUAGGAGGAGGAGGAGGAGAAGGAGAGAAGUACAAUAGACAGAUGAGUGAGACCUCUCUGUAUGCUACUGAGGAAGAAGAGGAUGAGGAAGAUGGAAAACUCGAGUUGGGUCCACAAUGUUCAUUGAAGGAGCAGCUUGAGAAGGAUAAGGACGAUGAGAGUCUGCGGAGGUGGAAGGAACAGCUUCUCGGGAGUGUCGAUUUGGAUUCUGUUGGAGAAACUUUGGAACCAGAUGUUAAGAUCCUGAGCCUUUCUAUCCUCUCCCCUGAUAGACCCGAACUUAUUCUUCCCAUCCCUGAGGGUGGAAACCCCAAAGGCUUAUGGUUUACUUUGAAAGAAGGUAGCCGUUACAGCCUAAAAUUCUCCUUCAAGGUCAGCAACAACAUUGUCUCUGGGCUCAAAUACACCAAUACGGUGUGGAAAACUGCUGUCAAGGUGGAUAGCGCAAAAGAGAUGCUAGGAACCUUCAGUCCUCAGGCAGAGCCUUACACACAUGAGAUGCCAGAAGAGACCACCCCUUCUGGCAUUUUUGCUAGAGGACAAUAUUCAGCGAAAACAAAGUUUGUUGAUGAUGACAACAAGUCCUACUUGACGAUCAACUACACCUUCGACAUCAGGAAAGAAUGGCCUUCCACUUAGCUGAUUAUUCUUCAUUCCGUGACAGCAAAUUUCGCUAAUUCACUUACAUUCUAAGCCCCUCCAUCUCCCCCCUCCCCCACCCUUCUAUUUUUCCACCCAAAGAGAAGUUUAAAGAAGAAUGGAUUGGUGAACAUCCCCAUAAUAAGAGAGAGCUAUUUCCCUGUCUGUGAGGUUUCUCUUUCUUUUCUCUGUCCAUGUCUACAAAUUCAUCAGCUGUUAAGCUUCAUUUCUGUAGCAAGAACUUGUUAACCAUUUUUAAAAGGACUGUGAGAAAAAUGAAAGGGGUGCAGGUAAUGGGUUUGUUGAAUAACUGUUAUCAUUUGUCACUUUUAACUACUAAAUCUCAGUCAAUGGCCAUGAACUGCUCCAGCCUAAGAUCAAGCGAGCUUUAACUUUCUUUUUUC
Molecule: messenger RNA, 1678 nt
Organism: Macadamia integrifolia
Lineage: Eukaryota; Viridiplantae; Streptophyta; Magnoliopsida; Proteales; Proteaceae
Product: rho GDP-dissociation inhibitor 1-like
Exons: 5
Coding region: 495-1274 (259 amino acids)
Biological process (GO): Rho protein signal transduction
Cellular component (GO): cytosol; cytoplasm; membrane
Molecular function (GO): Rho GDP-dissociation inhibitor activity; protein binding
Source: RefSeq, a predicted model, not a curated record